AGUGAGCUCAGGCCAUCUGCCGCCCGCCUGUGGAAGGAGCGCUCGCCAGCCUCACCCGGCCCGGGAAGGUCCAUCUCUGCCUCCGCUGGGGCUGCCCUCAUUCUGGCUCCAGUAAGUGCUGCUUCUUCCUUCUGGGUUUUUUUCCACUGCCCUAUUCAGUAACCAGGCCACUCCUGUCCCUGUGGGAAACUCUUACUGCCAGGAACUCCCAGCUGUCUGCUCUCCUGGACAAAAAAGUUCCUUCUUCCUGAGCCCUCCUCUCACCAUCCAAGAUGUGGUCAAAGGUCUGUGCUGAGUGGAAACCCCGAGGCCUCUGCUCCUAGGGGAGCCUCCCCAGCAGGGACCGAAUGCACCCUGGCUGCUCCUGAACACCUGUCUGCUGGCUCCCCUGGGCCCCAUGGAGACCUGGCAGAAAGGCUCCUUCCGCAAAGCCUCCUUCUUCAAGCGGCUGAGCCUGGGGCGGCCGCGGCGGCUCCGGCGACAGGGCAGUGUGCUUAGCCAGGCCAGCACAGCGGGUGGGGACCACGAGGAGUACAGCAACCGAGAAGUCAUCCGGGAGCUACAAGGCAGGCCAGAUGGCCGGCGCCUGCCACUGUGGGGGGACGAGCAGCCCCGGGCCACCCUGCUGGCCCCACCCAAGCCCCCACGCCUCUACCGAGAGAGCUCAAGCUGCCCCAACAUCCUGGAGCCCCCACCUGCCUACACAGCAGCCUACUCUGCCACCCUGCCAUCGGCGCUCUCUCUGUCGAGUGCCCUCCACCAGCACUCAGAGAAGGGCCUUGUGGACACUCCCUGCUUCCAGAGGACACCUACCCCAGACCUCAGUGAUCCCUUCCUCUCCUUCAAAGUGGACCUGGGGAUUUCACUUCUUGAGGAAGUUCUGCAGAUGCUAACGGAGCAGUUUCCUAGUGAGCCCAGCUUCUAAAUGGGGUGAGGGUGGGCAAAGCCGGGGUGACUGGAAGAGCCAGAGGCUGGGGAUUAAGGACAGGGACAGGACUCCAGGCCCAUCGUUGGAGGGUGCAGGCAGGCAGAGCUCCUCCAUCCUGGGGGAGGAUUCCAGGAUAGGAAUCCAGGGCUCUGCCUGCUCUCUGGGUCCUGAACAGUCCUCCCAGGCACCCCAGAGUGGAGGGACAGAGGCAAGCUGGAA
Molecule: messenger RNA, 1147 nt
Organism: Symphalangus syndactylus (siamang)
Lineage: Eukaryota; Metazoa; Chordata; Mammalia; Primates; Hylobatidae
Gene: C5H15orf62
Product: chromosome 5 C15orf62 homolog
Biological process (GO): positive regulation of actin filament polymerization; Rho protein signal transduction; positive regulation of pseudopodium assembly
Cellular component (GO): cytoskeleton; cytoplasm; plasma membrane
Molecular function (GO): small GTPase binding
Source: RefSeq, a predicted model, not a curated record